Molecule: messenger RNA, 801 nt
Organism: Botrytis byssoidea
Lineage: Eukaryota; Fungi; Ascomycota; Leotiomycetes; Helotiales; Sclerotiniaceae
Exons: 3
Coding region: 1-801 (266 amino acids)
Molecular function (GO): nucleic acid binding; zinc ion binding
Source: RefSeq, a predicted model, not a curated record
AUGAAUCCCAAUUCGAGAGGCAACUACCCACCUGGUUCCCGGACCGCUAAAUUGCGUCCAGCACGAAAAGUUGUACUUCAGUGCAGCAAUUGCUCUCGCAUAGGUCAUGAGCUGAAGAGAUGUGUUGGCCCAGUUAAUGCAUUCGGUGUUAUCGACGGGUGUCUAAUGUGCAACAAAAAGGACCACGUUCUUUUUGAAUGUGUCAAAGCCUGGAAAUCCGAGGGUAAUCAACGCCACUUGUUGAUGCUCGGUCGAAAUCAGAAAGCUAUGAUAUCAUGGCCAACUGAAUUGACUGAACAUCCAGUUGGGCAAGCCCUAUCCGCCAGAACCAGACCAAAAAUCUGGACGCCAUCUUUCGCACUGCAGUACCAAUUAGAAAAUCAACAUCAUUGGAGAGACUAUAUUUACGCACGAACAUGGCAGAGAGAUCUACCACUUGCACAAGGUCCAGCCUGGGAUAAUCCUUCUUUCGUGAUUUAUCUCAAAGAUAGAUUGGAGAGAGGAUUGACCCGUAAUGCAAGUGGUCUCGGUCGUCGACCACAAUCAGAACUUCCUCCGCCAUCAGCACAAUAUUUUCCUCCUCCGAUGAUGCCGCAACUUCCAUCAUACAAUUUGAUGAAUCUUGCUCCCGCUGGUGUUAAUAACGACCGUGAUCGGAAGAAGUUAGCCAUCAAGGCUGCAUCUAACGCCAAAUUCAAGGAUCGAAGUCAAAGCCCCAAAGUUCAGACUGAGACUAAAACUCACUGUGAAAGAUCGCCCCUUCUCACACCCCAUAUAAAGUUGGAAGAUCCCACGUCUUAG